AUGAAGCUCACAUUCAGAGAUCUGAAACAACAGAAGUUCGUGAUUGAUGCCGAACCAUCAGAAACUGUUGGCCAGGUGAAGGAGAAGAUCUCCACGGAAAAGGGAUGGGACGUGCCUUCGCUGAAACUCAUCUACUCUGGAAAGAUUCUUCAAGAUGACAAGACGGUCGAGUUCUACAACAUCGAGGAGAAGGGAUUCAUCGUGUGCAUGGUCUCCAAGCCCAAGACUCAGCCGUCCUCCCAGGGUCCGUCGACACCAGCGAAAUCAGUGACUUCCACUCCCGCGCCUCCUCCCGCCCCUGCUCCAUCCGCAAACACAUCUUCCUCGGCUGCCUCUGCGCCAGUUCCGGCAACCCCAUCGCCCGCUUCAUCUGGAGCCGCCCAGCCACCUGCAGGUUCUUUUAAUGACCCCUCAGCGCUGCUGAGCGGUUCGCAAAGCGAAGAGGUGAUCAACCAGAUGAUGAGUAUGGGCUUCGAGAGGGACCAAAUCAAUCGUGCGAUGAGGGCUGCUUUCUUCAACCCAGACCGGGCUAUCGAAUACCUCCUGAAUGGCAUUCCGGAAAAUAUCCAGCAGGAGCAACAACAACGAUCCGCCGCUGCUACCCCUGCCGCUGCUCAAGCCCCCGCUGCUACUGGAGCUACACCUGCAUCCGGAGAAGACGAACCGGUCAACCUCUUCGAAGCCGCUGCUCAAGCUGGCAACACUGAAGGUCGAGGCGGGGCCGGGGCCGGGGCCGCGUCUGGUGGUGAAGCUCAGUCGCUCGACUUCCUCCGCAAUCAUCCAACUUUUCAGCAGCUUCGCCAGCUGGUCCAACAGCAACCUCAGAUGCUGGAGCCUAUUCUUCAACAAAUCGGCCAGGGCAAUCCUCAGAUUGCACAGCUUAUUGGACAGAACGAAGAGGCGUUCCUUCAACUGUUGAGCGAAGAGGACGAUGCUGCGCUCCCCCCGGGCACAACUCAGAUUCACGUUACAGAGGAGGAGCGAGACGCUAUCGAAAGGCUUUGCCGACUUGGAUUUUCGCGAGACCUGGUCAUUCAGGCCUAUUUCGCGUGCGAUAAGAACGAAGAGCUCGCGGCGAACUACCUGUUUGAGAACUCUGACGAUGGUGACGAUGCAUGA
Aspergillus mulundensis is the source of this 1119-nucleotide messenger RNA. Its product is annotated as putative UV excision repair protein (RadW). The record is from RefSeq and is a predicted model, not a curated record. Gene Ontology annotation, molecular function: damaged DNA binding; ubiquitin binding; polyubiquitin modification-dependent protein binding. Bases 1 to 1119 code for a protein of 372 amino acids. Lineage: Eukaryota; Fungi; Ascomycota; Eurotiomycetes; Eurotiales; Aspergillaceae. Gene Ontology annotation, cellular component: cytosol; nucleoplasm. Gene Ontology annotation, biological process: nucleotide-excision repair; proteasome-mediated ubiquitin-dependent protein catabolic process. The transcript has 7 exons.